AGUGAAUCAAUGAUAGACAAGCGAGUGUGUUUUUACCGCUACCGAACAAGGAGUGCGCGGGGUACGCUGCUUUAUUAAGGUGUUCCAGCUCAAUUGAUCAGACCCGGCCAGCGAUUCUAACCGACACAACAUUACCUUUCUACAGAAAUAAUUGGAGUUCAUUCCGCGAGCGAGUUAUGAUGAGAAAUAACGCGCGCAUUGAUCAUCAUCCUCAUCAUCAUCAUCAUUCGUCCGUCGCGAUGGGGGUUGGUGCGUCCUCCUCGGCAGGUCGGGCGCGGUGCGGUGCGUCGUUGCGGUGCGUUGCGGUGCCAUGCGCGUUUUCUUUAGUCGUCAUCGUCUGGUCUGUGUCUGUCUGUUCGGUCCUGUCCCCCUCCCGUUCCCGCGCGCUCGUUCGUAUGGCGGAUGAAAACGUCGUCGCUGAAGAUUUGGUGGAUCCUCACAGUCAGUGCUUACUCUCACAGGCAAAGACAACUUGUCGCGGCGGUCGCGUAGAGCGCUGAUCGUGCGUGAGUGAGUGAGUGAGUGAGUGAACCGGAUAAUGGCUCGAACUUCUUUUACCUUGCGCGCUGGGACACUCAGGUGACCAUGCUGUGUGUUUAUCUCCCCUGAGAUCUCCAUGAAUACGAUCGCCAUCACCUCAACGUUUACGACUGUUGGUCGUCUUUGGUCUGGGUUGUGACGAGGGUGGUUGACCACGGCAGCGAACACCUGUGUUCAGAUCUGGUCAGGAAAACUGCUCGCUACAAAGUGCACGAAAAGACUCAAGUUGUUCACUUUAGGGUGGAAAAACGCAUACCUUUUCUAUAACCGAGAAAUAGGUUUUGUAGUGCUCACGAAUCUUUAAAUGUAACAAGAAACAUAGGCAUGUUAAAAAAGUAAAUGUUACUUCUGAAGCAGAGUGUUUGGUGGUAUCGUUUCUUUUGAAUUUGUGUGAAAUACGAGACUGGGUCGUAUAAAUGGAUAUUCCACCAUUCUCAAGAGAGAUUUUGAUACGCCGUGUGAGAUAAUUCCUGUGAUCCGAUUUUAUAUCUCAUCUUUCCCGAAGUGAUUUGAAUCGAGCACAGGUUCAGUGUGAAUCAGAGCGCAGUCUUGCGAAGUGGGUUAUUCUGGAUUCAUAACCGGCAACUACUUAUAGACUUGUUGGUGUUGAUUUUCAAGAGUAUACUGUUGUCAAGAUUCUUUCAAAAACCGCAUUAAGCUCAUUUCUACUUAUGAACACCGGAUAGAGAGCAGCAUUGAAAAUUCCUAUUCGUCCAGGACCCUAUCCACAGCAGCAUCGAAAACCCUCUCUAAAAGUGUCUACCUAAACGUCCAUCGAAGACACUGUCGAAUAUCCAUCAAAGACAAAAAGUCUUGACUACAAUCUUGGCAAUGACGUCAGUCCACGUACACAUGUCACUCAGAUGAAGAGGCCCCGCCCCUGUUGCGAGCGAGUGCCCGCCCCCUGUGGAGCCUGAUGUUGACGAGCACGCCCCUGAGUGUGCUGAGCUUCAUCAUGGAGACCGUCCAUCAGCUGGACCCCGCCCUGCUAGCCUUCUGGGAGGGCUUCCCUUGUCCUCCCCCAUGGAAGGAGGACUUGCUCUUCCGGUUGAACUGGACUGGCUGUGUGGGCACAGAGGUGGGAGAGAGAGUCAAACUGUACAUGGCCGACAAGUGUAAGAUCCGACACGACGGGGUCAAAGUCCUGCCAGGUCCUGGAGAUGGGGCGGCUGGCGGGGGCGGGGACGGGGUGCUGGUCGACGACACUUGUGCUUUGACCUGCCAGAUCAUCAUCGGCGUCGUCUCCGUCCUCUUCAUCGUUCUGCUCACCUUGGUCGUGGUGGUCUGCGUGAGGAGACCACCUUACAAGGAGACAGGACGGAAACUCGGGUGGUCCCCGCGAGCGCCUCUGGUGCUACCUCCUCCACCACGUCGGCGACGGUCAACGGUGGUCACUACUAUCCGGGUUCGUACCCCCAGCACGACUGCCAGCAGGUCAACUACCACCACCACCACCACCACCCGUCCCACAUCAGCAACGCCCUCCUCCAUCAGCAGCAGCAGCAGCAGCAGCAACAGCAGCAGCCGCCGAGACUCAUCAACACGCCUUACGGGCAGGUCCCCGCCCACACCUCUUCUCUGGUCGUGCCGCAACACUCUCGCUACGCUCCGUCGCAUUACAAAAAACUGGACGGCGGCGUCUACAACAGCUCGUCCAGCUGCACAAGUGAUCGCUCUCCUGUGUACGAGAGUAUCGGGGACAACGAUUCGAUCCGCGAGCGGUGUCGAGGGGCGAGGGACACCUCCGUGUCUGAGUGUGAGUUCUGCGAGUGCUGCGAGCACGGGAGCGAGCAAGGAGGGGGAGGAAGCGCAGGCUACGCCGGUUAUCAAGACCCAGUGUUCUUUAAGGGAGACCCUCCAACCUCCUCCUCUGGGGGUGAGUAUAGCGCAGAUAAAAUCCGGCAUAGACCCUACCACGAUCCUGCCACGAUAUGUCCUCACAGGCCGACAGAAGACCCGCCAGGCCCCUGCCCGCCUAUGUUCUCAGACGGUUUCUACGGUGAUAAAGGCUCUCCCCAGACUCUUCCUCUGCGCCCUUUGAGAGGCGGCGGUCGCGGAGGGAAGGCCAGCAGUAUUAACGAGCUCCCGGAUGGCGAUGAGCCCGGAGGGGUGGCAGACGAGAGGAUCCCGCUCAAAUCGGGCUCUGUUUUGUUGCCCGAAGGGGGCGAGGAGGGCUCCAUGAGGCGGCGGCCGUCGUCAGGCAGCAGCUACAGCAACAGCAGCUCCCACUACAGGGAGGGAAAUUACAACGGACAGCGACGCCCCAUUCCGGCCCUUCACCCUCACUACUUUGUGGCGUCACCGGAUGACACGAUCAGCUGAUCUCCGAGACAUGCGCAGUCGUGACUGUUGACACAGCGGAUGUGACGUUUAUGAGAGCAGGAAAAAUGUGACAGACGGCAAAGAUUGCUAUGAUAUCGUUUCUGGCUUUGCCCAAACAUAGAGAGGGAGAAAGAGAAGGGGUCGAAGAAAGAAAAGGAGAGAGAAGGGGGGAAAGAGGGGAGAGAGAGAGA
Molecule: messenger RNA, 3053 nt
Organism: Aplysia californica (California sea hare)
Lineage: Eukaryota; Metazoa; Mollusca; Gastropoda; Aplysiida; Aplysiidae
Source: RefSeq, a predicted model, not a curated record